AGUGAGGCGAGAGCCCCGCACUGAGCGAGCGAGACAGCGAGCUGAGCUCCGCGCGCUAUCGCCGCCGCCGCCGAGAGCGUGAGAGCGAGGGAGCAUCCAAGAGACCCAGCCCCCGUGCACUGGCCGCCGCCGAGACCUCCGUCCUAACCUGGGCCAGCGGAAAGCCGGGGCCACCCCUCCUUCCCCCCCCUCACCUUCCCGGCCGGCAGCGGCGGCUGCACACGCCGGAGCCCGAGCCCAAGCCGGGGCGGCUGGGGGCAGGGAGGCGGCCACCUCGGGCCGGGACUGGUCAGCCGCUCCGCGGUGAGAGGACGCUUAGGACGGGCCGCAGCUUCUGUCUCGUUCCGGGGCUCGGGGCAAGGGGCCCCCAGCUGCAGGGAGGGGGUCCCAGCCGCAGCCACACAUGCGGGAGCCGGGAGCGGGGGCGGCGCCGAGCGGAGCCGGCCGGGUCCCCGACCUUGCCGUUGCUUCGGCCGCCCGCCCGAGGCCGUAGCAUCCUGCCCCGGAGUGUAUGAACCGGGGCCACAAGCUCAGCAACUAUCCCCCGGCCGGGGGGGCGGGGACCCCGAUGUGAGGCGGCGGCCCGGGCGGCGGGGAGAGCAGGACCGGCGCCGCCGUCUUUACUUACCUUCCCCUCCCCUCACCCCCUCGGGGGUCUCCUCCCUCGGCCAGUCGCCGGCCCCCCGGCUCCUCGGCAGGACUCCGGGAGGAGUUCUUAGAGCCCCCUCCCCCGCCCCAGCCCCGAGGGCGGCGGGGCCGGGGGGGACCCGGGGGGCCGGCUGCAGCCUCCGCCCACAGAAAACUUUGUAAGACCAAAACCCGAAGGCUCCCAAACGUGACUGUCCCGAGAGAAGUGGCCCAGGACGGGCAGAAGACACAGCCUGAAGAGACCCAGGAAGAGGAAAAGAGGAGGUAAGCGGGGCCGCCGCCGCCUCCUCUGCUCCGGCAGCGCGGAAGGGACCCGGGUGGCCGCCUGGUUGAGCUGCACGAGCACGGCGUCUUCCUCAGUACCGCGCCGGAGCCUUCCGCAGCGGCCGCCUCAGUCUGAAGGAGGAAGGGAACCAACCCACUUUCUCUGCGCCACGAUUCUUCUCUAAAGUUCUUGUUUGGGAGAUUUUCAUUUCAUUCAGUACUUGUACGUAGUCUCAACCAUCAAGGGAAUUUUUAAAAGGCUAUCUAAAUAUUUGGUCCCCAGAGAAACAGAUGUCAAGACAAGAUGUGAUGUGCAGGGAUCCCCGUCCAGAGUUGGCUUUUGGAACAUUCCCAUCAUGCUCAAUCUUUUGCUGGCAGAAUCCUAGAGGAAGCAUGGCCAGGUGUGAAUGUUGAAGUGGAUUCCAAGGAUUACUUCCUUAGGAUAGAUUGCCAGAAGUGGAGUUACUGGGUCAGAGGAAUGUGAAAACCUUUGCAUCUUCUGAUAGUCUAGCCAAGGUCCAAGAAGUAGCAAGCUGGCUUUUGGAAAUGAAUCAGGAACUGCUCUCUGUGGGCAGCAAAAGACGACGAACUGGAGGGUCUCUGAGAGGUAACCCUUCCUCAAGCCAGGCAGAUGAGGAGCAGAUGAAUCGUGUGGUAGAGGAGGAACAGCAGCAGCAGCCGUUAAGACAACAAGAGGAGGAGCACACUGCACGGAAUGGUGAAGUCGUCGGAGCAGAACCUAGGCCUGGAGACCAAAAUGAUUCGCAGCAAGGACAAUUGGAAGAAAACAAUAAUCGAUUUAUUUCAGUAGAUGAGGACUCCUUGGGAAACCAAGAAGAACAAGAGGAAGAUGAAGAACAUGCUGGUGAACAAGAUGAGGAGGAUGAAGAGGAAGAGGAAAUGGACCAGGAGAGUGAUGAUUUUGAUCAGUCUGAUGACAGUAGCAGGGAAGAUGAACAUACACAUAGUAACAGUGUCACAAACCCCAGUAGUAUUGCGGACCUGCCUGUUCACCAACUCUCCUCCUCAUUCUAUACAAAGACAACAAAAAUGAAAAGAAAGUUGGACCAUGGUUCUGAGGUCCGCUCUUUUUCUUUGGGAAAGAAACCAUGCAAAGUCUCAGAAUAUACAAGUACCACUGGGCUUGUACCAUGUUCAGCAACACCAACUUUUGGAGACCUGAGAGCAGCCAAUGGCCAAGGUCAACAACGACGCCGAAUUACAUCUGUCCAACCACCUUCAGGCCUCCAGGAGUGGCUGAAAAUGUUUCAGAGCUGGAGUGGACCAGAGAAAUUGCUUGCUUUAGAUGAACUUAUUGAUAGUUGUGAACCAACCCAAGUAAAACAUAUGAUGCAAGUGAUAGAACCCCAGUUUCAACGAGACUUCAUUUCCUUGCUCCCUAAAGAGCUGGCACUUUAUGUGCUUUCAUUCCUGGAACCCAAAGACCUGCUACAAGCAGCUCAGACAUGUCGCUACUGGAGAAUUUUGGCAGAAGACAACCUUCUCUGGAGAGAGAAAUGCAAAGAAGAGGGUAUUGAUGAACCAUUGCACAUCAAGAGAAGAAAAGUAAUAAAACCAGGUUUCAUACACAGUCCAUGGAAAAGUGCAUACAUCAGACAGCACAGAAUUGAUACUAACUGGAGGCGAGGAGAACUCAAAUCUCCGAAGGUGCUAAAAGGACAUGAUGAUCAUGUGAUCACAUGCUUACAGUUUUGUGGUAACCGAAUAGUUAGUGGUUCUGAUGACAACACUUUAAAAGUUUGGUCAGCAGUCACAGGCAAAUGUUUGAGGACAUUAGUGGGACACACAGGUGGAGUAUGGUCAUCACAGAUGAGAGACAAUAUCAUCAUUAGUGGGUCUACGGAUCGGACUCUCAAAGUGUGGAACGCAGAGACGGGAGAAUGUAUACACACUUUAUACGGGCACACUUCCACUGUUCGUUGUAUGCAUCUCCAUGAAAAAAGAGUUGUGAGCGGUUCUCGAGAUGCCACUCUUAGGGUUUGGGAUAUUGAGACAGGCCAAUGUUUACAUGUUUUAAUGGGUCAUGUAGCAGCGGUCCGCUGUGUUCAGUACGAUGGAAGGAGGGUUGUUAGUGGAGCGUAUGAUUUUAUGGUGAAGGUAUGGGAUCCAGAGACUGAGACCUGUCUACACACGUUGCAGGGACAUACUAAUAGAGUCUAUUCACUACAGUUUGACGGCGUCCAUGUGGUGAGUGGCUCUCUUGAUACAUCAAUCCGAGUUUGGGAUGUGGAGACAGGGAAUUGCAUUCACACGUUAACAGGACACCAGUCGUUAACAAGUGGAAUGGAGCUCAAAGACAACAUUCUUGUCUCUGGGAAUGCAGAUUCUACAGUUAAAAUCUGGGAUAUAAAAACAGGACAGUGUUUACAAACAUUGCAAGGUCCUAACAAGCAUCAGAGUGCUGUGACCUGUUUACAGUUCAACAAGAACUUUGUAAUUACCAGCUCAGAUGAUGGAACUGUAAAACUAUGGGACUUGAAAACGGGUGAAUUUAUUCGAAACCUAGUCACAUUGGAGAGUGGGGGGAGCGGGGGAGUUGUGUGGCGGAUCAGAGCCUCAAACACAAAGCUGGUGUGUGCAGUUGGGAGUCGUAAUGGGACUGAAGAAACCAAGCUGCUGGUGCUGGACUUUGAUGUGGACAUGAAGUAAAGAGCAGAAAAGAUGAAUUUGUCCAAAUGUGUAGACGAUAUACUCCCUGUCCUUCCCCCUGCAAAAAAGAAAAAAAAGAAAAAAAGAAAAAAACAGAGGAAGGAAAGGAAAAAAAAGAAAAAGAAAAAAAUUCCCUUGUUCUCAGUGGUGCAGGAAGUUGGCUUGGGGCAACAGAGUGAAAAGAUCUACAGACUGAGGGAAAGAGGAAGACGUGACAAACCAUAACUGACAAGAGAGGCGUCUGCUGUCUCAUCACAUAAAAGGCUUCACUUCUGACUGAGGGCAGCUUUGCAAAAGGAGACUUUCUAAAUCAAACCAGGUGCAAUUAUUUCUUUAUUUUCUUCUCCAGUGGUCACUGGGCAGUGUUCUUGCUGAAGCAUCGUUACAGAUUCUGCUUGCCUGUUCUUUUACCACUGAGACCAUGGAAAGGAUCUGCAAUAACAUCAAAACAAGUACUGGUUGACUUUCUGAUUAGAGAGCAUCUGCAACAAAAAGUCAUUUUUCUGGAGUGGAAAAGCUAAAAAAAAAAAUUACUGUGAAUUGUUUUUGUACAGUUACCAUGAAAAGCUUUUUUUUUUUUUUUUUUUUUUUUUUUUGCCAACCAUUGCCAAUGUCAAUCAAUCACAGUAUUAGCCUCUGUUAAUCUAUUUACUGUCGCUUCCACAUACACUCUUCAAUGCCUAUGUUGCUCAAAGGUGGCGAGUUGUCCUGGGUUCUGUGAGUCCUGAGAUGGAUUUAAUUCUUGAUGCUGGUGCUAGAAGUAGGUCUUCAAAUAUGGGAUUGUUGUCCCGCCCCUGUACUGUACUCCCAGUGGCCAAACUUAUUUAUGCUGCUAAAUGAAAGAAAGAAAAAAGCAAAUUAUUUUUUUUUAUUUUUUUUCUGCUGUGACGUUUUAGUCCCAGACUGAAUUCCAAAUUUGCUCUAGUUUGGUUACGGAAAAAAAGACUUUUUGCCACUGAAACUUGAACCAUCUGUGCCUCUAAGAGGCUGAGAAUGGGAGAGUUUCAGAUAAUAAAGAGUGAAGUUUGCCUGCAAGUAAAGAUUUGAGAGUGUGUGCAAAGCUUAUUUUCUUUUAUCCGGGCAAAAAUUAAAACACAUUCCUUGGAACAGAGCUAUUGCCGCCUGUUCCGUGGAGAAACUUCUUUUUGAGGGCUGUGGUGAAUGGAUGAACAUACAUAAUAAAACUGACAAAAUAUUUUAAAAAUAUAUAAAACACAAAAUUAAAAUAAAGUUGCUGGUCAGUCUUAGUGUUUUACAGUAUUUGGGAAAACAACUGUUACAGUUUCAUUGCUCUGAAUAACUGACAAAGCAGAAACUAUCCAGUUUUUGUAGUAAAGGCGUCACAUGCAAACAAAUGAAAUGAAUGAAAGUCACAUGGUUUGCCUCAUUCUCCAAGAGCCACACAACUCAAGCUGAACUGUGAAAGUGGUUUAACACUGUAUCCUAGGCUAUCUUUUUCUUCCUCCUCCUGUUUAUUUUUUGUUGUUGUUUUAUUUAUAGUCUGAUUUAAAACAAUCAGAUUCAAGUUGGUUAAUUUUAGUUAUGUAACAACCUGACAUGAUGGAGGAAACCAACCUUUAAAGGGAUUGUGUCUAUGGUUUGAUUCACUUAGAAAUUUUAUUUUCUUAUAACUUAAGUGCAAUAAAAUGUGUUUUUUCAUGUUA
Manis pentadactyla (Chinese pangolin) is the source of this 5246-nucleotide messenger RNA. RefSeq names its product F-box and WD repeat domain containing 7 (gene FBXW7). Gene Ontology annotation, biological process: proteasome-mediated ubiquitin-dependent protein catabolic process; ubiquitin recycling. Lineage: Eukaryota; Metazoa; Chordata; Mammalia; Pholidota; Manidae. The coding region runs from base 1459 to 3582 and encodes 707 amino acids. The record is from RefSeq and is a predicted model, not a curated record. Gene Ontology annotation, molecular function: ubiquitin binding. Gene Ontology annotation, cellular component: cytoplasm; nucleus. The transcript has 16 exons.